Molecule: messenger RNA, 3503 nt
Organism: Platichthys flesus (European flounder)
Lineage: Eukaryota; Metazoa; Chordata; Actinopteri; Pleuronectiformes; Pleuronectidae
Gene: nrg1
Product: neuregulin 1
Exons: 9
Coding region: 1-2028 (675 amino acids)
Biological process (GO): activation of transmembrane receptor protein tyrosine kinase activity; nervous system development; animal organ development
Molecular function (GO): chemorepellent activity; protein tyrosine kinase activator activity
Source: RefSeq, a predicted model, not a curated record
AUGACUGAGGGAAUGGACGACCUCUCUGCAGGGCCGGCUCCCCCUCCUGGAUCUGCCUCCCCCACCGGCUCCACUGUUGAUUCCGGACAAGUCCCCAAGGAGAAACCUGAGGAGACGGAGGCAGCUGGUGCGAGCGGGGAGGAGGGCGGCGAGGGAGCUGCCGAGGGAGGCGCUGCUGGCGAUGGGGAGCGUCUGGGGGCUUUGGGAGUCGUGGCCUUGCCAGGGACCUGCUGUGUGUGCAUAGAGAUGGAACAGAUUCACAGUUGCCUGCACUCUGAGAAAAUCUGCAUCCUGCCCAUCCUGGCCUGUCUGCUCAGCCUGGCCCUCUGCACCGCCGGCCUCAAAUGGGUCUUUGUGGAUAAGAUCUUCGAGUACGAGCCGCCCACUCACUUAGACCCUAAACGCAUCGGACAGGACCCGUUCAUCAUAUCCGUCGACCCCACGCUGGGACGCACUGUGUCCUCUCCUCAUUCAUCGCUGUCCCCCGUGUCCCGAACCUCCGCCGACCCCGGGACACCAGGACGUCCGGAGGUCCUGCUGGAGGAGGUGUCCACACGAGGGCCGUACGCGCCUCGCACUCCAUUAGUGACUCAGUCCGAUUCCUCUGUGACGCUGAAAUACAACGCUGAGCGCACCACCGUCCCAAAGCAGGCCCCCCCGUCCACACAGGAAUUCAACGACAUUAUCGUCCCAACAAUCCCCUCCACCAGCACCACCAGUACAACCAAGACCUCCAGUCAUGUGACGCGCUGCAGCGACAGCCAGAGGAACUACUGCGUGAACGGAGGAGAGUGCUUCACCCUGGAGAUCACGCCCGGCAGCACCAAGUUCCUCUGCAGGUGUCCCAAUGAAUUUACUGGUGAUCGCUGCCAAAACUAUGUAAUGGCCAGCUUCUACAAACAUCUGGGGAUUGAGUUUAUGGAAGCUGAGGAGCUGUAUCAGAAACGUAUUUUAACAAUAUCAGGAAUCUGCAUUGCACUCCUAGUCGUUGGAAUCAUGUGUGUGGUUGCCUACUGCAAAACAAAGAAGCAGAGGAAGAAGCUCCACGACCGUCUGAGGCAGAGUCUGAGGAAUCAGAGGAACAACAACACCAACGCUGGAACCGGUUCCAACUCUGCGACCUCAGCCCGAGCACGUCGGGUUUCUAACUUGCCUCUUCAAGAUUUGCAGCUCACCAACAAAUGUAACGGGACGACUCCGCAGCAUUCAGCCGAGAGGGCGUCCGAGGCGACCUUCUCCCCGAGCCAACAUGAAGCCACAACUCUCACCCACGUCUCCAGCCAGAGCUGGAGUAAUGACUGCAGCGCCACGGUUCUGUCUGACACUGAGUCUGUCUCGGUGAUGUCAUUGGCGGAGAAGAGCCCAAGUGCCACGCGGGGGGGGCGGGGGCGUCUGAACGCGACCGGUGGCCCCGGAGACUUAAGUGCUCGUUCAAAGAUGCACCGAGACACACUCACCUCGGACAGCGACCUGUUUGUGUCUCUGGUGACCUCUCCUGUGACCCCGGGGUCUCCUCCAUCAGAGAUGUCCGCCCCCCUGUCCAGCCUGGCCAUCUCCAACCCCUCCGUGGCCCUGAGCCCCUCUGGUGAGGAGGAGCGCCCCCUGCUGUUGUCCCGUCAGCCACACAAGAGCCGGGACGAGCAGAAGAGGUCGUCUGCUCACUACAACCACGGUCACAUGGCUCACAGUUUACCGCCCAGCCCGCUGUCCCCCCCGGAGGACGUUCAGUGUGACGCCACGGAGCAGACGCCCUCGGCCUCACCUGAGGUCCUCCACACAAACAACAACAUCAGUGACUGCAGCAGCAAAACAGGAGGAGUCCUUAAUGGUCCCGUGCUGCGUGAUGUGGAGUCCAGGGGCGACCGGGUGUCGGCUGAGGAGCCUCAGGGGGAACCCGCGCCCUUCCUCACCACAGAGAGAGCUACGGCCCUGCUGCUCCGAGCUGCCGCCAGCAGCAGGACUAACUCGGCCUCGUGUCACGACCACGAGCAGCUGGAGUCCCCCCGACCGGACCCCGUCGCUGUGUGAGGGUCACUGCUGCAAGUCUUUGGGUCCGGAGGAAAAGAAGAAACUGUUACGAUUAAACCUUUAUUUUCUAUAAAUGAUUUGCUGUGUAAAGACUUUAAAGAUAAACGAGAAAUGAAACUUUUAUUUUAGAGAAGUAGCGAAUAAAGAGUUUUAUAAAUACAAUGUACAAAGGUGUUGAUGUCUUGUAGGUAAAGUGCCAUACACGAGUAUGUAGCGACGGUAAUCAGUGCAGAAAAAUAUCAACGGUGCCUUUCUGUUUGAAACGCUUUAGAAGCUGCAUCAGAGCAAACUGGGCCAUAUACUCACCGUCUUAAUCUUCCAGUUAACAUGUGAGAGUGAAGACGAGCAACUCGCUGGCUGCCUCUCACGUCCUGCAGGUCAAAGUGCACUGUUUGAAUCGUAUGCUUUCGAGCUGCAUGCUACUGCAGGUGCUGACGGCCUGUAGGUGGCGUCCUCUGCAGCCGUCAGUCACCUGAGGACAUUUCACUGAAACACUGGACUUCAACGCCUGGACUCAUGUCGAUGAACAAAUGAUGGAUGAGAGGAUGUGUUCAUCACGGGACUUUAGACAAACACAUCCCGCUGGGGGAGGAAACGUUUGGCUCUUUAAUGUUUCUAAUGUUUCCACUGAUGAGCAGAGAGGGUUCAUUUAAAAGAAAAAAGAUUCCUGGUUUUUCACCUUUUCCCAUAAAGCUUUAAUUCACCUCUCUCUGUGCAUUCACAAGCUCCUCAGAAGGCCGCAGGUCUCCUGACGUGCUUCUGACUCGGAAUGUGAAGAGAGGAGUUUGUUAAGUUUAAACAAACUCGUCUUCACAAGCGUUGCAUGAAAACAAUCAGAGAAAAAGAAUAAUUUUUUUUUUUUUGACAGAUAAAUCCUUCAAAUCAUUUCAAAGUGCACGUUAAUCAUGAAACAUCAUAAAGAAGUCCACCAGCAUUUGAUUUUCUUCAGACAGAAACUCUCUCGUUAUUCUUCACGUGUCACUGAUCACAUCUUGAAAUCAUGAAUAUUCACUGACUGGUGCAUUCUGGGGAUUAAGGAAAAGGCUUCAUAUUUACACGAUGCUUUAAUUUGUGCAGUCAUGGAUUGUGUGCAUUCAUUUGUCAUUGUGUGUUUUCACUGUCGUUAAAAUCUGCCAAAGUCUGUCACCACAUCAUGAAGCGAGAAGUAACCACGACGGUCUGCAGCCAUCGAUUCUCAAAGUGUGUAACGUAGAAUCUGCAGUGGCCACGUAGACGUGCUGCCCCAUGGUCCAGAGAAGUACUAACCACGGCCAUUUUACAUUAACACUGUAAGACACAUGUAUUUACCUGUUCCACAUGGUCAUUAGAGCCGAGUAGAAGAUUUAAAGUGUCAUAGUUGGUCACUUGUGUGUAACAUGACCCACAAUGCUUUGCUUUUAGAUGUAGGAGUGUGUUGAAAUGAUGUAAAUACACCAUGAAAACCUUCAGCGCUGUGGUUUCUUAUUAAAUAUUCA